Molecule: messenger RNA, 1288 nt
Organism: Rhinichthys klamathensis goyatoka
Lineage: Eukaryota; Metazoa; Chordata; Actinopteri; Cypriniformes; Leuciscidae
Gene: ghitm
Product: growth hormone inducible transmembrane protein
Exons: 9
Coding region: 113-1144 (343 amino acids)
Cellular component (GO): mitochondrial inner membrane
Source: RefSeq, a predicted model, not a curated record
GUGACGUCACUCAGGAAGGUUCCGGGAGUUGUUUAUUACUGUGUUGCGUCAGUGGUGAAGACGCAUCUCGAAGGUGAAAUUAGAUAACAGAACGACUGGUUAGCGGACAGUGAUGCUGGUCUCACGGCUGUCAUGCCUGCGCUCGGCCCCUGUGGCUGGGCUCCGGUCAGCCCUCGGUCAGACUCCGUUUGUCCUGCGCAGCUCCUGUCGGCCCCUGAUGAGACCCACACAGGGUUAUUCCACCAAGACGAGACUGGGGUUCCGGCGGAGCAAGACUUCCAGAGAGCAGUUUCAGGAGGCAGCGUUCGAACCCGCUACUGACACCGCUAUUAAAAUGCACAACAUGGGCCGGGUGUUCCUGGCGGGAGGCGCCGCUGUGGGACUGGGAGCGCUGUGCUAUUACGGCUUCGGGAUGUCCAACGAGAUGGGAGCCAUAGAGAAAGCAGUGAUCUGGCCUCAGUAUGUGAAGGACAGGAUCCACUCCACAUACAUGUAUUUCUCUGGAAGUGUGUGUUUGACGGCUCUGUCCGCGGUGGCCGUUAGCAGAACGCCGGCGCUCAUGGGACUCAUGAUGAGGGGCUCCUGGAUGGCUAUCGGCGCGACGUUCGCUGCUAUGAUCGGCGCAGGAAUGUUGGUGAGGUCGAUCUCGUACGAGAACAGUCCCCUGCCCAAACACCUGGCCUGGGCCCUGCAUGCAGGAGUGAUGGGGGCCGUCGUGGCCCCGCUGACGCUGCUGGGCGGACCCCUGGUGAUGCGAGCCGCCUGGUACACCGCAGGCAUUGUGGGAGGGUUGUCGACGGUGGCCAUGUGUGCUCCCAGCGAGAAGUUCCUGAGCAUGGGCGGCCCGCUGGCCGUGGGCUUCGGGGUCGUGUUCGCCUCGUCUCUGGGCUCCAUGUUCCUGCCGCCCAGCUCGGCGCUCGGGGCCGGGCUCUACUCCGUGGCCGUCUACGGAGGACUGCUGCUGUUCAGCAUGUUCCUGCUGUACGACACACAGAAGGUCAUCAAGCGCGCAGAGACACACCCUCUUUAUGGCGUUCAGAAAUAUGACCCCAUUAAUGCAUGCAUGGGCAUUUACAUGGACACGCUCAACAUCUUCAUGCGGCUGGUGAUGAUUCUGGCCAAUGGCGGAAACAAAAGGAAGUAGUUUAACGAGACAAGGCGACAUGAGAUUGGACUGGAGAAGAAGAUGUAGCUAAAUAAAGUGUUGCUCGUUUCUUUUGCAUUCAUUUGUUUAAAAGCGGAAAAAAACUUUUGGAUUGUUUUCAACUGAAUUGCAUGUCAAGCGUCA